Molecule: messenger RNA, 1640 nt
Organism: Drosophila novamexicana
Lineage: Eukaryota; Metazoa; Arthropoda; Insecta; Diptera; Drosophilidae
Exons: 4
Coding region: 128-1447 (439 amino acids)
Source: RefSeq, a predicted model, not a curated record
AAAGAACUUCCACAGUGUCGUUUUUCAUGUAACGAAUCAAGUAAACUUUGCAAAUAUGUCGCCAUAAAAUCGGACAAAUAGUGAAAGUUGUAUUCAGAAAAAGAGCGUCAAUUUAAAAAAGCUAAAAAUGGCCCAAAGCCGUGCAGAAUCUCCCGAAGUGAAAUCUCAUUAUCUGUCUACAACGCUGAGGAGACGCACUAUAGUGCUAAGAAACUGGCGCGAUUCCCCAUCUACCGUAACGCUGGCACCAUUUCGCGUCUUUGGUAUCAGCGAUGGUCAUAAAUAUAUACCCAAGCCGCAAGAAAUUGUGCCGCCUUACUAUAAGAAGUACUUUAUUGAAAAGAGGAAUACCCUGCUGACCGUCAUAUCGGAUUACGGAUUAUACACAGCAGAAUUAAACAAAUCGAGAAACUCGCAGCCGGAUGAGAAUGUAACUAAUCUGGAAAAGCCAUCGGGCCCAACACAAUUUGAACCCGAUAAUAAUAAUAGAAAGCAUACCCCUUUAAAGACAGUGUCAAUUCAAAAUAAGACGUGUGCGCCAAAGAACAACCAGUCUUCUGCUGAGGAAGUUUGGAAAAUGUUUGGAGAAAAUAUCAAUCCUAGAAAGGAAGAGUUGGACACACUUACCGUGCCUAAUAAUAGUAGUAGUAAUAUAAAGAAUCCAAAAGCCAAACAAAUUCGAGGACUCGCUCCUACAGUUAAAUCGAUUCAAAAACAAAAGUUACCGCUCCUAUCCCAGCCGAUCAAACACAAUGUGAAAACUCUACUAGAGCAAAAUAAUAAUAAUGUCAAAACAUUCGGAAAUGUGCAACCAAGGGAACUACCCGAGCAGGAUAAGCUUGGUGUGAUACCUCUAAAGGAUCAAAAUAUUGUGGAGAAUGACUAUCUUAAGAAAACCCAAAUUCAAAUUCCAAAUCAAGCGCCACGAGGAUAUUUCUAUCAGAACAAACCAAAUAUGAACAAGGAUAGUAUUGAAGAAAAUCAAGCCCAAGGUAAAGGUAAGAUUCUGAAUACACAGACAAUAGAUCAAAAUAUCAUGAAAAACGACUAUCUUAAGAAAAAUCAAGAUCAGGGAACAGAGGAAAUUCAACAGCCAAGAGGGCACUUCUAUCAAAUUAAACCAAAUGAAAAGCCUCUGGAGCAAAAUAAUGUGAAGAGCGACUGUAUUAAAAAAAGGGUAGAGCAAGUUCAAGAUAUGUCACGCAAUAUCAAGAAAAAUCAAAAUAUGCAGCAAAACUUCAAGUCCCUAAUGGAUCAAUCUAGUUUAAAGAAUGAGUAUCUUAAUGAAUGCCAAGCGGGUAGUAUCAAAACAAUUGUAAAUCAACAGCCAAAGGGCUACCUCUAUGAAAAUAAACAAAAUGUGAUAGCUCAAAGUGCGCAAAAUCAUAUAAAGAAAAAAAACAAGGUCAAGGCGUUGCAGAUGCCAAGCAACGAAUUGAAGAGUUAGCAAAAAGCAUCAACGAAAACAUUAGAAAUAAUAAGGUGCUCUCCAAAUCUCUUGCAACCUUAAAUAACUCAGAAUAAAAUAUUGAGAAGUAAAUUAUAAAAUAAAAGCAGCAGAACUAUAAAAAUAAAAACCCAAUCGUUGAAACUGGACGGGAACCAAUUCAACUUUUAUUUACUUAAUAACCACAAAUAUU